Messenger RNA from Chlamydomonas reinhardtii, 2362 nucleotides. RefSeq lists its product as uncharacterized. The transcript has 12 exons. The record is from RefSeq and is a predicted model, not a curated record. Gene Ontology annotation, biological process: maintenance of mitotic sister chromatid cohesion; mitotic sister chromatid cohesion. Gene Ontology annotation, cellular component: chromatin; SMC loading complex. Gene Ontology annotation, molecular function: double-stranded DNA binding. The coding region runs from base 53 to 2194 and encodes 713 amino acids. Lineage: Eukaryota; Viridiplantae; Chlorophyta; Chlorophyceae; Chlamydomonadales; Chlamydomonadaceae.
AUAACUCUAUCGCCAUGUACUAGCCGCACGUCCAAGGGCCAAACCCGCGACCAUGGCUCAAAAGCUGGCUGAGGGGCUCAUAGUAUUGGCCGCGAGCUACGAGAACGAUGGCUGUCCCAUACAAGCGCUGCACUGCUACCACGCGCUGGUCAACCAGGUGCUGCCCCCGGACGUGGAGGUCAAAGCGCGCCUCAACCUGGCACGACUAAUGCUGCAGCACACCUUCAACGUCAAGGAGGCCUGCAACCACCUGCUGCGCGCGCAAAGCCUGUCCCGCAGCCUCAUCGGCUGCUACUGCCUCAAGUACGAAGUGGCGGACCGGCUGGCAGCUGCCCAGCAGCUGCUGGGCGACGAGGCGGGGGAGCUGGCCACGUACGCGGCUGCUUCGGAGCUGUGGCAGGCGGCGCAGGGCAGCGGCGAGUGGGCCGCCGUGUGCGUGUGGGCCUGUCGGCUGCUACAGCGCCAGGCCGCAGCCCACCACCGCGCCGGCCGGCCACGUGAGGCCGAGGCCGCCGCCGGCCAGGCACUGGCAUUCGCGGAGCGCGCCGGCGGCGGCGGCGCCGCGGCGGCGCAGCGCGUGGCGGCGCUGCUGCUGCUGGCGCAGCUGGCACUGGACCGGUGGGACGACGGCGCAGCGGACGCGGCCAUCAAGCAGCUGAACGCGGCGCUGGGGGCGGCGGAGGGGAGUGGCGGGGCGGCAGGAGGAGGCGGGGGGCUGGGGUCGACUGGCUUCCUGAUGGCGCUGCUGCACUACAAUGUGCUGCAGGUGCUGUACAUGCUGCGGGUGGGCAAGGUGGCGGACGUGGUGAAGGACAAGCAGCAGGAGGCCAACCAGCCGCCGCUGUCGCCGGAGCAGGCAGACGGGCCCGGGGUGCCGCCGCCGCCGCUGAUCGCCAACCUGGACAGCACGUGGAAGCAGCUGGCGGCGGCGCAGUCGGGCUCUGCGGCCUCGGCGGCUGCUCCGUAUGAGCUGCCGGGCAUGUCCCUGGAGCCGCUGGUGUGCCUGGUGGCGGCGCUGGCGCUGAGGCAGGGCGGCGGCAGGCCGCGGCUCACCCUGGACUACCUGCAGCGGGGUCUGGAGGCGGUGGAGCAGCUGAAGCGGCGGGCGGGCCUUCUGGCGGCUGCCGACAGCGGCGGCGGCGGCGGCGGCGGCGGCGGCGGCGGCGGCGGCGGCGGCGGGGCUGAUGAGGUGAACCUGGCGCCGCAGCAGCUGGCGCCUGCGGGCAGCGCCCUGCGGCUGCAGCUGAUGCUGCUGCAGUGCCGGGCGCAAGUGCUGCUGUCACGGGGCGAGCUGGCUGCGGCGCGUGGGGAGGUGCUGUGUGUGCAGGCGCUGUGCGAGCGCUACCCGCGGCUGCUGGCGCCGCAGCUGCCCGCCGCCCACCUGCUGACAGGCCAGUACUGCACAGCCACGGGGGAGCACGCCGCGGCGGCGGCGCACUUCCAGGCGGCGCGGCAGCACGCGCCCAACCCCGCCUCCGCCGCGGUGGCGAGUGUGUUGGAGGCGGCGGCGCACCUCAGCCUGGACGACGCCGCGCAGGCGCAGGCGCGCGCCCACGCGGCGGCGGCGCAGCACACAGUGCAGGGGCAGGAGGCGGCGGCCGUGGGGCCCGGGCCGAGCCUGGCCCGGGCCAUUGAGGCGCUGGGUCCCUUCUACGCAGGUGCGGUGGCGGCCCCCGGCUCCGCCCCGGCGCGGCUGGGCGGGCUGGAGGACGCCGCGGCGCUGCUGGCGUCCGCCGCCUGCCUGGCGCAGCAGGGCAACCUACCCGCCGCCAACGCACUGCUGUCCAAGGCGCUGCGCACCGCCCACCGCAAGCUGGGCCACAUGCAGGUGGUAUGCGGAGUGCUGAACGAGCUGGCGCUCAGCUUCCUGGGGCCGCAGAAGCUCGUGGACUGCCACAGCGCCCUGGAGGCCGCCAGGAGCGCCACGGCCUUCGCGCGGGCAGCAGGCGACAUGUGGGCAGAGGCGCGCAGCAAGCGGGCGUUGGCGGCGGCGCUGGAGCGACAGGCGGCGGCCGCCGCUGCAGCCGGCAACGCCAAUGACGCCGAAGCGUCCGCGGCGGGGGCGCGCGAGGCGGUGGAGGCGGCGGCGCGGCGUGAGGCCAAGGUGGCGGAGGCGGUGGCAGGUGCCAAGGCGGACAGCGGCAGGCACGGCUAUGCGGCGGGCUGGCGGCUGAGCGCGAUGGUGCAGGACUAGGGGAUCCCGGGGGAAGGCGGCGUUUAUGCGGAGGGCGUCACCGCAUCGCGGUUGCGACAGCUGCUGCACGGCCCUAGCAUGGAACGAUGGAAGUGUCCUGUUGACGAACUGGACUGCAAGCCCUGGCGCAAAACCGUUGCGGCAUGAGCAGUGUAAGAGUAUGGGUGG